Molecule: messenger RNA, 1049 nt
Organism: Vollenhovia emeryi
Lineage: Eukaryota; Metazoa; Arthropoda; Insecta; Hymenoptera; Formicidae
Gene: AlkB
Product: alkylated DNA repair protein alkB homolog 1
Exons: 4
Coding region: 73-987 (304 amino acids)
Biological process (GO): oxidative RNA demethylation
Cellular component (GO): nucleus; cytoplasm
Molecular function (GO): ferrous iron binding; broad specificity oxidative DNA demethylase activity; oxidative RNA demethylase activity
Source: RefSeq, a predicted model, not a curated record
GAUCUCGCGUACGGCGCCAGCGCGCAGCGGAGCGCGAAGGAAACAUGGCGGCCCGCACGGUCGAGGAGAGAGAUGUUCCGGGACAGUUUCAAAUAUUACAAAAGCCGGAAACCCGCACCCGAUCUCGACGACGUGAUCGAUCUAGAAAGUCCAGAUCGCGUCGCGGUUAGAAGGAUCGAAGCGCGUGUAACUGGCGGACGAGUCGAGGACGAUCUCGGCCUGAGAUCACCGAGGAAAUGGAGCAUUUACGAGUUGCUGGACAUUCCCGGCUUCAUCUUUAUUCAGAAUCCAUUUACACCCGAUGGUCAACGAUACUGGAUCACGAAGUGUCUGAAAGACUACUCCAAGGAGCCGUACAAGUUAAACAUAAACGCUCAUAACGUUUUGGAUAACGAAACGUGGUGGGACAUAUGUUUUCAAACGGAGAGGGCUAAAAAUCUCCUACCGAAGCUACGAUGGGCGACGCUUGGCUAUCAUCACAAUUGGGACACCAAGUUAUACUCGGAAAACUCGAAAAGCGACAUGCCGGCGGAAUUGUCCGGCCUAACGUCCGUUUUGGCGCAAUCGUUAGGCUUCUCGGGCUUCAGGGCGGAGGCUGCGAUCGUCAACUAUUACCGGAUGAACUCGACUUUAGCGGGGCACACGGAUCACUCGGAGACGAACGUCACGGCGCCGCUUUUCUCCAUAAGUUUUGGACAGACAGCGGUGUUUCUGAUUGGCGGCCCGCGACAGGAAGAUCCGGCUAGCGCUGUAUUUUUACGGAGUGGAGACGUAGUGAUAAUGUCGGGCAGCUCCCGCCUGAGGUAUCACGGAGUGCCGCGGAUAUUACCGGCGUUCAAAGCGCCCUGGGACGACGACUGCGACAGUCGCGAGGGUCCCGCGUACGAUUGGGACGAUUGGCGCAAAGCGCGAACUUACAUCGCCGAAGCCAGGAUUAAUAUGAAUGUAAGACAGGUCUUGAAACCUGGGCAGAUUGUACUAUACUGAACCGUGAUGCAACCUCUUUUGUACAUAAGUAUUAAAGAUAUUUAUUUUGGUCAAAACUUGUA